GUGCAGUGCAUCAUAUUUUUUUUUGCUGUUACAAAAAUAACUGGAAUCAACUGGAAAUAAUUUGCGAGCAAGACAACAUUUGCAACGAGACGCGAAACUUACACAUUUAGUCUUGCUUUGUUUUUCAUUCGAAGCACUUUGAAGUGGAACAACUGGACACGAGUGACUUCGAAAAAAAAACGACAAUUUAAAAAAAAAUACUUUUCAUCAAAAUUUGAGAACAAUGUCGAUCGAUAUAAAAAGUGAGAAACAAAGCAAGAGAGAUGGGAGGGAAAAGGUGGACAAAUUUCGGCGAUUCGCCGCUCAGUUUAUCGCAACAACAGCCGAAAAUUUGCUGUUAUUUGAUAUGGGCUGUUGUCACGCUUUCCCCUUCUUAAUAAUAGCUGCUCUCACCGGCCUAACCAAUAAACACAAUUUAAACGAAACACUCUCCGUUACGGCAGUUGAGGCAUCUUGGUUGGCAAGCAUUGGGUUUGUUUUCGAAAUUUGCGGAAGUAUUUUUUCAGCGCUUAUCACUGACGCACUGGGUCGAAAAUUUGCGAUGAUGAUCGUGAACGUUCCACUCGUGAUCGCCUGGUUUAUGAUGUAUACUGCCUCAAACACUUUUCAUAUUUUCAUUGCCAGCAUUUUACUUGGUCUAGGUGCUGGAUUGAUGGAAUCACCGAUCAUCACUUAUGUUGGGGAAAUUUGCGAACCGACAUUUAGAGGCGUGAUGGUCGCUUACACACACGUUGGUUGGUCACUUGGAAUGAUUUUGGUUGCCACUUUGAACACAUUGAUGCCUUGGCGGAUGGUGGGUCUUGUUUGUAUGAUUGUCCCAAUAUUUACAACAAUCGCGCUUAGUAUAGUGCCCGAAACUCCACUCUGGCUACUUUCCAGAAACCGCCAAGAAGACGCAUUGAAAAGUCUUCGGUGGUUGCGUGGCUGGGUUCACAAAGAAUCGGUGAAUCAAGAGUUCCAAGAGCUACAACGCUACAGCGAACGUUACAAGUCGUGCGAAGUGUGUAUCAAAAAAGAUCUAAAAUGUAGUCAUCCAUUGCCAACAUUCUACGAAAGACUUCAAGAAUUAAAGCGAAAACCAACACUCAAGCCGUUUACCAUUGUGAUGAUCCUGUUCGUUAUAUCAUCAUUUGUGUCAACUUUCAGCAUGUCAUCGUAUAUUGUACAAAUUUUGAAAGCCUACAAUGUACCAAUGGAACCUGAUCAAGCGGCGGCUGUGCUGUCAUAUGUCAAUAACCUGGGCAAUAUUUCAUUUUUGUGUUUGAUUCGUUUCACUGGAAAGCGAUAUCUGUACUUAACAAUGAUGACACUGCUGCUUUUGAGUGCCGUGACACUUUGCGCAUAUGGAUUUUUAAUCUUGCCAAAUGGAUACACUUCGUUUCCGGAUCUUACUCCAAACUUUGCAUUAGAAAACAAAACACUUGGUUACAUACCGUUUUUCUGCAUCAUAGUCACCAAUUUCUGCAUGUAUUGUGGUAUAAACGCGAUGCCAUGGCAAAUGAUUUCGGAAGUGUUUCCAUACAAAACGCGUGGAAUGGCCACAGGACUUACUGCUGCAUUGAGCUAUGUGCUUAGCUUCGUUUCAACAAAAACGUUCUAUAGUUUGGACACAACGCUAUCCAUGCCGGGCGUAGCUUUGUUCAACUGCAUUAUGAUUGUAUUUGGUUUGAUAUCGAUGUACAAAAUAUUGCCGGAAACUGAAAAUCGCACAUUGGAGGACAUUGAAAUGCAUUUUGCGGACAAUUCGAAGAAAAUAACCGAUCGUAAAAUUGACCAGAUGUAUCCAGAUGCGAACGUAAAAGAAAGCAAUGAAAUGCCAACGAGAUCCAGUUCAAUUGUUGGCAUUGACGAACAAUUUAAACCGAAUAAUUAACAUAGCUGUGAUAAUUAUGGAUUUUUUUUAACUUUUCAAGUUAGAUAGUUUAAGACAGUUUAGAAACAGAAAAUAUGCAAUUUUUAUAGAUUUUUUUAGAUAGUAACGACAAGUUUUUUUUUUCAACAUUUGUUUGGAGAUUUUCUCAAACAUUUCGUUUGUUAUAUAUAUAUAUAUAUAUAUAUAUAUGCCAAUGACCUAAGGUAAUAGAAUGGUGAAUGCGUUCACACAAUAAAAAUUGUCAUUUGUUGACUCUUGAUAACACACAUAUACCACUAUUUAUAUAUAUUCAAAAUAACUUUUUUUUUUUCAUACAAAAUAAAGACAAACAUUGUUUUGAAAUUUGAUCGAUUUAACAC
This is a messenger RNA of Contarinia nasturtii (swede midge), 2232 nucleotides long. RefSeq names its product facilitated trehalose transporter Tret1-2 homolog. Gene Ontology annotation, molecular function: transmembrane transporter activity. Gene Ontology annotation, cellular component: membrane. NCBI's taxonomy places the organism in Eukaryota, Metazoa, Arthropoda, Insecta, Diptera, Cecidomyiidae. The record is from RefSeq and is a predicted model, not a curated record. Bases 224 to 1873 code for a protein of 549 amino acids. Gene Ontology annotation, biological process: transmembrane transport. The transcript has 12 exons.